Messenger RNA from Achroia grisella, 2404 nucleotides. It is a transcript of the gene Hr96, whose product is annotated as nuclear hormone receptor HR96. The transcript has 8 exons. Gene Ontology annotation, molecular function: RNA polymerase II cis-regulatory region sequence-specific DNA binding; nuclear receptor activity; zinc ion binding. The coding region runs from base 225 to 1943 and encodes 572 amino acids. Gene Ontology annotation, biological process: negative regulation of transcription by RNA polymerase II; cell differentiation; positive regulation of transcription by RNA polymerase II. Lineage: Eukaryota; Metazoa; Arthropoda; Insecta; Lepidoptera; Pyralidae. The record is from RefSeq and is a predicted model, not a curated record.
UCAACAUAAUGGGUCUCAACAAAAUCUAAUCUUUUGCGAAUUAUCUUAUUAUCAUUGUACCAUUCGCCAAUAUUUGGGCCUACUUGGUUAAUCUGUUUUAAGUGCCGCAACAAUGUCCAAACGCGAUAAUCCGUGCCUCCAUUAUAAUAGUAUUAAUUUCAACUCAAACUGCUCCAUCAGUAUAUCAUGUUUGUUAUUAUAAUUUUUUAUGUUUCUUAGUGACAAUGGAUACUGCCAGUGAUAGUAGUGAUAAAAAGGAUGACGGAAACUCUCAGAAAAAGGAGCUGCCAUCAAAUUUACAAAAGAUAUGUCUGGUGUGCGGUGAUAAAGCACUCGGUUAUAACUUCAAUGCCAUAUCGUGUGAGAGCUGUAAAGCAUUUUUCAGACGGAAUGCUUUAGCCAGCAAGGAGUUUAAAUGUCCCUUUACUAAUAACUGUGAAAUUACCGUAGUCACAAGAAGAUUCUGUCAGAAAUGUCGAUUGGAAAAGUGCCUGUCAGUAGGAAUGGUUAAAGAAUUCAUCAUGUCUGAUGAAGAUAAAGCAGAGAAACGGAGGAAAAUAGAGGAGAAUAGAGCUAAAAAACGACAUCACAGUGAUCGUGAUAUUGAGGAUGCAGUAUCAAGCUCUAAAAGCAUGAAACGUGAUGAUGAAAUAAGCAAUAGUAAUUAUAUACCACCCGUCCAGGAGUCAGUUGUACAGUAUGACGCACUGAAUAGUACAACUAGUAGUCCAAGUAGUACUGUGCAGAGUCCAUUAGGUACAGAUUUAGAGUCACACACAAUACACCCCUCUGCCUACUAUACACCUGUACAAAAUGCAGAUGUGUCAUAUACUAUGAAGGUGUUUCCUAUAGAAGACAAAAAUGGAAUCAACAGGACUUUGUAUGAACAACAUAUACUGAACCCAUAUCAGGCAUUUGAUAUGGACAGUAAUAUGUAUGCAGAGACUCCUAAACAAAAUAGCAUUAGAUCUAUCCUAACAAAUGGGGAUACUGCCAUUUACAAAGAACAUAAGCCUCAGCACAUUUGUGAAGAAAUGCCGUCUACCAGCAAUAAUCCUGACAUAAACAAGGCUAGAGAUAUUUUACAAGAUGUUGAAAGGAUAGAGCCCAACUCUAUGGAAUCAAUACUGUGUGAGGCAAUCAAACUUGAGUUUGAGGCAUACACAUCUGUCAAUCAAUGUAGCGGCUCCUCCAGAGAACUAAAUGAGGUGGAACGCGCAAAAUUGAAUGAACUGAUUGUCGCAAAUAAAACAUUACAUGCCCCUAUUGAUGAUGACUUAUCACAGCUUAUAGGUGACGCCAGCUCCGCCGGACUCAAGGAAGGCGACGGCAAGCACGAUCCAAGACUGAUAAAAAUAGUAAAUCUGACUGCAGUCGCAAUACGGCGGUUCAUAAAGAUGGCGAAGAAGAUUAAUGCAUUCAAAAAUAUGUGCGAAGAAGAUCAGGUCGCUCUGCUGAAAGGAGGAUGUAUAGAAAUGAUGGUGUUGAGGAGUACGAUAAAUUAUGAUGGCCAAAGAAAACAGUGGAAGGUUCCCCACUCACAAGAUAAGUUUGGUAGCAUACAAACUGAUCUCUUAAAGUUAGCUAAAGGCAAUAUAUACAGGACCUACGAGUCAUUUAUACGGUCAUUCGACCACCGCUGGCGGUUGGAUGAACACGUAAUACUGAUCAUGUCCGCCAUAUUGCUGUUCACGCCUGAUCGCGCUAAAGUUGUGCACCGAGACGUUAUCAAGUUAGAACAGAAUUCCUACUACUAUCUACUACGAAGGUAUCUCGAGAGCGUUUACCCUGGCUGCGAAGCAAAAUCUACAUUCCUCAAACUUAUACAGAAGAUUCUAGAACUCAGGAAGUUAUCGGAAGAAGUCACUGGUGUAUACCUCGAUGUUAAUCCUAUAGAACCAUUACUUAUGGAGAUUUUCGAUUUGAAGCACCAUGCUGCUUGAGGGUAGGUGUAUAAUUUUCUCCUAAACGUUGCCAAAUAGGGUUCAUAUUGCUUUAAAAAUAACUACACAACAUCUUAAUUCAUAUUGUUUUUAUUUUUUGAAAUCUCUUGUAACAGUCAAAACCUUUUUAAGUUUUAACAAACUGAUUGUACCUACAAUUCUUUUAUUCAUAAAAAGGUGUAAAUCUAUAGACAGAAACAAGAUUCGUGGAAUAUUAGAGUAUCACAUAUCUAAAUGUGUGAAACAUUGUAAUAAUGUACUUUCUAACUAUAAUAUUAUUAGAAGCACAUUAUUACAGAGUCGAAUGUCACGACGCAAUACGGUACAAUAUACCAUUUCUACCUCAAUACAUCUUAUUUUUAGCAAAAUUCCUACAAAAAAAGAGUCGAGGUGUAUUAAUGAUUUCGUCUUUUUAUGAAUAACACCGUUGAAAUGUUUAUGUCAUUGAAGACAUCAGUAGA